AUGGACACGUUCGGUUACUACAUUGCCUGGGGUCACUACGUCAUCCUACCCAUUACUCUCUUCGUUCUCACAAAACGAGUGAUCGAGAAGUUGUUUGAGGUAAGAGCCAGAGCUGAGCGGAAGAAUUUUUAUCUUUUUUAGAAAAUUUUUUCAUAAAAUGUGAUCAACUGACGAAAUGUAGAGCAAAAUGAACUCUGCUUAUAGAAUAAUAAUUGUAAAUUUAGCUUUUUAUACAAAAAAGUUAUUCGAGUUGUUGCGUGAAAAUGUCCUUCCGUCUUCGGUUGGCCCUUAACUUUUUUGUAUGAAAAGCUAAAUUUGCAAUUAUUUUUUUAUGAGCAGAGUUCAUUUUGCUAUACAUUUCGUCAGUUGAUCACAUUUCAUAAAAAAAAUUUCUAAAAAAGAUAAAAAUUCUUCCGUGUUCUUCUGAUAAGAGGAGCCUCUUAAAAGGUUCCUAUAACGAGAUGCUUGCAGAAAUUCGGAUUCACCUAUGUGCCGUGCAAGGCGAGCGUCGAGAGCCGCCACGAUUACCAUUGGGACAAGCACAACUUUUACGGAUUUCUGUGCGGACCGCCCGACUCGACGAAUCCGUUCGACGCGCAAAUCCGCGUGAACGUCGGCGACGGCGAGUACGUGGAAUCGCCGCCGAACGCGGUGGCCGUUGUGCUGAGCGCCUACGGAUUCCGUUUGGGCCGCGACGACGAGCAUCCGAUGAACUUUCGACCGCUGCGCGACAGCGUGGCAUUCUCGAAGGCGCAUCUUCGAUUCUCGAUGCUCACUUCACGGAUUCAGGUGGCUCACUUCGUGCUCGACGGCCAUAAAUAUCUGGCCGGCGCCACGUUGUACUUUGACGAUUUGUACGACAGCCAAGAGCAUUAUGAUGCGUUUGACGUGGAGCUCGCCGAUCGCUUCGAGCGCUUGAUCGAGGAGGACGCCGAGUUUUACGCGUUGCUCGCCGCGCAACUCGGCACGUUCAACGACCUGGAGUUUGACGACUCAGAGCUGAACGUCAAGUACGCGGUGGAGCACGACACGAUGCAGUACAUUUUCGCCGAGAAUCCGUUGAGCCGUCGCGUCGAGCUGUUCCUCUUCGACGCCGACAACAUGGACUUUGCGCGCACCACCACCUCCUCCGGCACAGAUCUCGUCUACGACCCCUCGCUGGAUAUUGUCGAGACCGGAACGUCGAAAUUACUCUUUGUGAGCGACACAUUCAUCGUCGUGUUCCGGAAAAGCGGCGGCGGCGUCGAGAAGCGCGUCUACAACUUUGCCACGAAACGAUUCGAUGUGGCCGAGCCGGCGGUGGUCGUACAGUGUCGGGUUCCGGAUGAGGAGCUGGAGGAGGAUGAAGUCGUGGCGCCAGACGGAUCAGAAGACGAGGAGGACUUUGUGAUGAUUCCUCGCUACGAGGACCUCGUCGAGGCGACUUUCUAA
Messenger RNA from Caenorhabditis sp. 36 PRJEB53466, 1431 nucleotides. The record is from the annotation of a GenBank genome assembly. Lineage: Eukaryota; Metazoa; Nematoda; Chromadorea; Rhabditida; Rhabditidae.